UGGUCAACAGGUGAAACGACUUCUGACACGCCCACAAAGUCUGUCCAGGACGGGGCUAUAACUGGCGGCCACUACAGUCAUCAGGGGUUAUAUCGUUUGGUUCGACUUGGAUUGCUACAUAGCGUUAGAUGUUUUGUCGUAAAUAUCUCAGCUUCGUUUGCCUUACUGAAUUUGGACAGGUGUAAAAGGUUAACUAAAAUAACAUUUUAUAAUGGCUCUCGCUGAUGCGACGCUGCCGUCGAUUACUACGUUUUCAAGCAGUAAGACGAUGGAGGAAAGACAGUCUGCAAUUGUCCAUGACUGGAAAGUGGAUGGUUGCAAUACCAGCACAACAGGCGAUGACUUGAGAUCCCAGAUUGAAGUGGAGCUCAGUAUCGUUGAAUCCCCUGCAGUGACCAGGGAUGAAGAUGACCUGGGGAAAUUCUUGGAUUUAGAGUUCAUUUUAUCCAACACCAUUGGAUCUGAAAGUGGAACCAAUAACUCAUCUCAACAGUCGUGCUCAUACUCACUGCCUGAGUCGCCGGAAAGCUGCAGCACAGGGCAUGACAGUGACGGUUCUCAGCUCACACCCAAUGCUUACGGCAGCUAUAACUUCAACACAAGUCCUGGGCACAGUCUGGUAGCUGAGCUGCUAACCCCAGAGAUGAAUUAUCAGAGCGACACACUGUUAGACUACAGGCUGAAGCAGCCUGCCACGGACAGGCGGGAGUACACUGAACUGCGGGCCUUGAAUAUAGCUACUGCCACUCCAGUCCACUUACAAGUGACCGACUCUCAUCCUAUGGGAUACAAAAUAAAGACGGAAAACACUGAGCGGUCGUGCAUGAUGGCAGGUGACUUCAUAGGACACAUGUAUGAUGAGAAACACAUGCGUUCCCUGCACACAGAGUUCGCGCACCAUCAACUUGCUGUUCAGGGGUUUGCACCUCAUGGCAUGCAACAGAGUGUGUCCCGAGAUGGGAUGGGGCGCAAAGACUGUCACUUGACAGAGAUUAACUCUCAUCAGCAUACUAACAUGGCACACCUGCAACAGUAUGAGCCAUAUCCAACGCAGUACACGCAUCACCAAGGUGCGCUACAGUAUCAUGGACAGUACAGGAUGUUCAGGGAGCCCAUGCAGGUGCACCACCCGUCCAUGCCGGGGGUGAUGUUGACCCCACCAUCAUCGCCACUUUUGGAGUUCUACGCGCCAGAAGAUAGCAAACCCAAACGUGGCCGCCGGUCUUGGGCGAGAAAGCGCACAGCCACUCACAGCUGUGAAUUCCCUGGAUGUGGGAAGACCUACACCAAGAGUUCCCAUCUAAAGGCUCACAUGCGAACACACACAGGUGAGAAACCGUACCAUUGCAAUUGGGAAGGCUGUGGUUGGAAAUUUGCGAGGUCUGACGAGCUGACUCGUCACUAUAGAAAGCACACCGGUCAGAGGCCUUUCCAGUGCCACUUGUGUGAGAGGGCCUUCUCGCGCUCAGAUCACCUCGCACUGCACAUGAAGAGGCACAUGUAAACAGAGACAGUUGGAUCUGACUUUGAACGUUCUAUUUUUGUAUCAUGGCGAUAGACUGGACAUGUAAAUGCUUGUACAUACUAUCAUUCUCUUCUAAAUGAUGGGAGUACAAUAUUUAAGGAAAAGGAGAGCCUUUCUUGCUUACUGUUGCAUUUAAAUUAUUGAGUGUUGGUGUCUGCUGAUGGUUGCUAUUUUGGCUUUUGAAAUAAAACACGGAACAACGGCUGGCUGUAGCCUACCCAAUAUUUUUUGUACAUAUGCCUACAUGUAAAAGGACAUUUGUUUUCUAUCACUUAGGCCUACUGCAUAACUUUGAUACUUUGUUGCUGUUUACAAGAAUCACCAGACUUUCCAUGGUUUUCUAUAGUUUUUACAAUAAAAUGUGUAUUUCAAAACACGUUUUUUUCUAUUUUAAUUGUUUGAAUGCUUAGGCUUAUUAUGCUUCUCAAAGUGCUCUUAAUUAAAUCAGGUACUUAACACUGCCUUUCAAUGUUUCAUACAUUUUGUAUACAAAAUGAUGCUAAAGUUGUAAGGAAAUAUUCUCCCAAAACUGUACUAGAAAUACUUGAAGCUCUGGGAAAAUAUUAUCCACUCUAAGUGCAAUAUAGUUUUGUAAAAUCACAAAGACAAAGUGUUACAAGAGCUCUGUG
Oncorhynchus kisutch (coho salmon) is the source of this 2154-nucleotide messenger RNA. RefSeq names its product Kruppel like factor 17 (gene klf17). Gene Ontology annotation, molecular function: RNA polymerase II cis-regulatory region sequence-specific DNA binding; DNA-binding transcription factor activity, RNA polymerase II-specific. The coding region runs from base 212 to 1504 and encodes 430 amino acids. Lineage: Eukaryota; Metazoa; Chordata; Actinopteri; Salmoniformes; Salmonidae. The transcript has 3 exons. Gene Ontology annotation, biological process: regulation of transcription by RNA polymerase II. The record is from RefSeq and is a predicted model, not a curated record.